Spea bombifrons (plains spadefoot toad) is the source of this 1831-nucleotide messenger RNA. RefSeq names its product dehydrogenase/reductase 11 (gene DHRS11). The coding region runs from base 178 to 945 and encodes 255 amino acids. NCBI's taxonomy places the organism in Eukaryota, Metazoa, Chordata, Amphibia, Anura, Pelobatidae. Gene Ontology annotation, molecular function: oxidoreductase activity. The record is from RefSeq and is a predicted model, not a curated record. The transcript has 7 exons.
CCGGAGGGAGGAGUCUGCGGGGUGGAUGCAGGAAUAAAAGAAAAAAAAAAGACCGCUAUAGCAAAUAAAGGCGGGCUUAACAAGCGAAAGGCUGAGUUAUUGAACUGGUGAACCGCAGCUGGGGCGUUCCAAAGGCUGUUUGACAGGGACUGUGCCGUGAUUGUCUACGAGGGGGACAUGGAGCGCUGGAAGGAUCGAGUGGCUCUAGUGACCGGAGCUUCUGCCGGUAUCGGGGCAGCUGUGGCCCGGGCACUUGUCCAGCAUGGCAUGAAAGUAGUGGGCUGUGCAAGGAGCGUGGAUAAGAUAGAGAAACUGGCAGCUGAAUGUCAGAGUGCUGGCUUCCCUGGCACAUUGAUCCCAUAUAAGUGUGAUGUGUCAAAUGAGGAGGAGAUCCUGUCCAUGUUCUCUGCAAUUAAAACAUUACAUCAAGGAGUUGAUGUGUGCAUAAACAAUGCAGGUUUAGCUCGGCCAGAACCUUUAUUGAAUGGAAAGACAGAGGGAUGGAGGACAAUGAUUGACGUUAAUGUCCUUGCAGUAAGCAUCUGCACUCGUGAGGCUUAUCAAUCCAUGAAGGAGAGGAACGUGGAUGAUGGUCACAUCAUAAACAUCAAUAGCAUGAGUGGACACAGAGUUCUUCCUAAUUCAGUAACGCACUUUUAUUCGGCAACUAAGUAUGCUGUCACUGCCAUGACAGAAGGCCUUAGACAAGAACUUCGAGAAGAACAGAGUCAUAUCAGAGCCACUAGUAUAUCACCAGGUCUGGUAGAAACUGGAUUUGCAUUUAAACUCCUUGACAAUGACCCGGAGAAAGCAGCUGCAACAUAUGAAAGUAUCAAGUGUCUGAAAGCUGAAGAUAUUGCUAACUCUGUGAUUUAUGUGCUCAGCGCUCCUCCACAUGUGCAGAUUGGAGAUAUUCAGAUGAGACCCACAGAGCAAGUAUCCUAGUGCCUGGCGUUAUGGCAUUGGUGUCAGAAAAGAAGGAACUGUCCAUUUUAUUUUCCUCUGCUGGCUGAUUGAAAUUUUAAUUAAAUCCAGAGGAUCUUAUUAAUUUUGCCUUUGGAGGUUUUUAUGAAAAAAGAAAAUGUGAAAACAUGAGUGUAUUUUCUUCUUUAUAGUUAACAUAGUUAACCAUCCUCUUUAGCAAAACAAUGCUUUCCAGGAUCUAUCAGUGUUUUUAUUUCAACCAACAUGUACUCAAUUAUUUUGUCGAAUAUGUGGCCAUAUAGCUAUUUUUUGGUUUUGGUAAUGCUUACUUUCCAAGUCACAUAGUAUAACAUAUGCGGAGUGCUUAAAUAAUUCUAAACAGGUUUCUAUAAUGCAUUUGUAAUUUGAAUAACAGACAAUGUGUUGAUUACGUUUUUAUAGCAAGGGUAUAUCUGAUAAAAAGGUGUUCAGUGCAGUUCGUCCUAUAUGUAGUGAUCCAAAAAGUUUGCGUGUGAAUUAGCUUUAUAGCUCAAAUUAUAAAACAUCAUUCAAUUGAUGUGUGAAACGUGCCAUUCAGGCCUUUUCACCAUCAGAAAAUAUGUAGUUAAAGAAAUUUAAAUCAUUCAAGAUGUUUUUUUUUUACAGUAUUAAAGUGCCAUGGAUCAUACACAAUUCUAGCCUCUACUCAAAGGACAAAAAAAAUCACAAACUGGCCUCUUUAAUAGUAGCUUUAAUCGUUGAAUUGACCAUCAUUGCUCAUCCUUUACUAGGUGUGGUGUCCAUUGGGCAUCCGCUAUUGUUCUUGAAAAUGUUUUGUGUUUAGUCAGUCCAUUCAUGUUUAUUCUGAGGCCAAAGAUUAACAAUGAUUUAUGUUUAUUCAGGUACAUUAAACUGGGUUUUGGAACUU